UUAUUUAAAUUGGAGGUAGCUCGGGAUAUUUUAAAUUACUAAAUUUUUUGUUAAAUACAAUUUGAUUUUAAUGUGUAUGUGUAUUUUUUGAGAAUGUAAUUUAAAUGUUAUUAAUGUUUGAUAAAUUAUAUAAUAAUAUUGCAAUUUAAAAUUAAUUUGCAAUCAUUUAAAAAGGGUUUUGAAUAAUUUCACCUAAUUUAUUGCUGCUUCUUAUUGACUGUGUUUUUUUUUUUUUUAAUUUAUUGUAAAUAAAUUCGUAAUAAUAAUUGCUUAAAAUAUGAGCUAUUUUUGUGUGCGCCUAGUUGGCAGCUCCAUUUCGUGAAGUCCCACAAACCGUUUUUGUUUGUCGUUAAUUCGGCAAUCGUCUGCAGAGAAAAAAUAGUAGAAAAUAAUUAGAAACAAUUCAGUGCAGAAGGAGCAGCUACACAAUGUUCUUGAACGGACCCAACUAUAACAAACUAAAGAUAAAUUUGCGCUUGGCAAAAUCGAAAUUGGAGCUGGCACAAAAAUCGCGAAAGGAGAUUGCAGAGAUUCUUUCCACAGGCAAAACGGAUCGUGUGGAGCUCAUCAUAAGAGAAGAUUACCUCGUGGAAAUGGAAAUCAUGGAAAUGUGUUGGGAUCUGCAGCUGGCUCGCUUCGGACUCAUUCAGCAGAUAAAGGAACUGGAUACUGGCAUCGCUGAACCCGCGUCCAAUCUGGUUACAUUGCUGAAAGUAAUCUCGGUCAUUUAUGGGCCAGAAUUUGCACAGCAUUCACGCACUGGUGAUCAUUAUGUGCCCGAGAAGCUUAUGCAUAAGCUUACGCUGCAGGCGCCACCCAAGCUGAUGGUAGAGAACUAUUUGAUUGACUUUGCCAAGAACAAAACCAUUUAAUUCGAGCCGGAUACACAGGUGAUGCAGGAGGAAAAGGCCGAUAGUAGGCGUAUCUUUUUUGAUUUGUCUGAUCGCAAUAACUGUAGUGGAGUACCGGGAGAUCCACCUGGGCCACCACAAAUGGGUUUCAUUGUCUAUCCGGCCAUGCCGCAUUUUGAGAUGCCAGCGCCGUCCAUUAGCAAACCCUUCAAUUAUCCACUCUUUGGAGGGAACUCCCCUGCGCAACAGCCGCCCCCGUUUGCCUACAACAUACUGCCUAAUCAGCCAUUCGACGUCAACGCCAUCACUUUUUCACAAAUUGCCAAUAAACCGAAACCAAAACCACGCUCUAAGUUGCCGCCUGGUGAGCAUCCCAGCGCUCCGCCGCCAUCGAUGGAUCUGCCAACGCUGCACGAUGUGCCAGGCAGUUUCAGUGGAAAGAAGGAGGGUAAUAACGAGAUGGUUUUCGAUAAGCUUCGCUUCAAGAAUCUCAAGAAACGCUUCCUGGGGCUCAAUCAACAAUUUUUAUUAUUUAUGCAUUCGUGUUAAAAAACAAAUAUCCGGUUUUUUAUAUAUAACAUACAUAUAUACUAUUAAAGGUAAUCACAUGUUAGAAAAGUUCAUCGCUCUCCACCACUUCUUUGAGUUCCAGCAGCUCUAGUAAUCCUUUGCCCUUGGUCUCGUUGCGCACGAGUUCGUCGAUGACACGAUACUGUCCCGGAUCGAUGAGCAAUGUCAGAUGCAGCGUUGCAUCCUCCCAUUCUUCGUGCUCCACUUUAUUGGCCAACUUGAUAACAUUUUCCUUUAGCUUUCCGCCGCCUUCUUUGCCCGCAAAACUCACGCGUAGCUUCAUUCUUGAGCGCUCAAUAGGCAAAUGCUCGCGCAGCAUUUUGAUGGCCUCCAGUGUGUUCUGUUUGGUAUUCUUGUUCAUCUU
Molecule: messenger RNA, 1785 nt
Organism: Drosophila sulfurigaster albostrigata
Lineage: Eukaryota; Metazoa; Arthropoda; Insecta; Diptera; Drosophilidae
Gene: Ist1
Product: IST1 homolog
Biological process (GO): protein transport
Source: RefSeq, a predicted model, not a curated record